This is a messenger RNA of Rubroshorea leprosula, 3330 nucleotides long. Lineage: Eukaryota; Viridiplantae; Streptophyta; Magnoliopsida; Malvales; Dipterocarpaceae. The record is from the annotation of a GenBank genome assembly.
CAAUUCUCCUUACUGUUUUUUUCUUUCUUUUUCAAAAAAAUAUAAAAUUAAAAAAUAAAAAAAUCAUACUGACGGAAAUGGAGAGAACUGAAAUCAAUGGUCCGGCAGCAACCUCUGCAAGUUCCGGCGGCAACCUGAGAUCAACUACUACUUCCCCUCCGCGCCCCAACUACAGCAGCCCGGCGGUUCAGGAAGCUUUGGAACACCUUGCAUUUAUUGAUCUCGGUGAGUUGUGUAAUGAAGCAAAAGUUGAGUACUGUAGAGCAACUAGAGACUUGAGAAGCUGUGGGCGUUAUGUACAGCAUGGAUUGAAUUCGUGUGGACAUGCCUCCUUAUGUGCAGAGUGUAGUCAACGGUGUGAUCUUUGUCCAAUUUGUCGAAUACCAAUACCAACAAGUGGUAAUAAACUCCGGCUUCGCCUUUAUGAUCAGUGCAUCAAUGCUGGCUUAAUCUCCAGAAGGCAUGAUGAGAGAUUUCAAGUUAAGGACGAGAGGGAUAAUCAGCUGGCUACGGAUGUCCAACGCCUUUAUUCUUUCUUUGAUGUAGCCAUGCAGAACAACUUGGUAUCUUUGAUUUGUCACUAUGUGAUAGAUGUUUGUAUGGAUGAAACUGCUGUCUCCAGUGAUGCUGUCACUGCUUGGUUGCUGGAUGAGAAGGUUGUCAAGGAUUGGGUGAAGCAAACAUUUAAGAACAUCAAAUCAGAAGUUCAAAGGAUAUAUAAUCUUGAGGUUGGAGAGAUGAAAAGUAGGUUGAGUUCACUUUUAAAGUUUUCGGGACAAUUGGCUGGCAUAUCCAAAGUGCUUGAUGUUUUAGAGUCAUCUUUCAAGGAUAGUCUUUCAGCACAGCUUCAUGACUUGCAUCACCUUCAUGAGAGUAUAUUAAAAACAAAGCAGCAUCUUGAGAUUGCAAUGUGGUGCAUUAGACAUCAAUUUCUUGAGCAUUUGAGAUGUCGUUUUCCUGAUUUUGCAUCCUGGCGUACGGAUGUUCGAGAAAGGAAAUCAGCUGCAAUUAAACGUGCAUGGCCUGAUGUGUUAAACUCCUCAGUAGACUCUGCUGGACAGGAUGGCUCUCUCUUCAUUGAAGAUGCUCUAGCAAAUCUUGAGAUAGAGCAAGGAAAUGCAGAGGGAUCAGAUUAUGCAUUUUUGCAGGAGAAUGGUGCUUUGUCAUUUUUCAGGUCUAAGAUAGAAGGAGUGACAGGAUGCUAUCCCUUUGAAAAUCUUCAAGCUGCUGUAGACUUACUCUUUCUGCAUGGUAGUUCUGAUUUGGUGGUUGCAAAGCAAGCCAUUUUUCUAUAUUAUUUGUUUGAUCGGCAUUGGAGAACACCUGAUGAAGGGUGGAAAAACAUUGCGGAUGAUUUUGCUGCCACAUUUGGUAUAACCAGGCAUUCAUUACUUGAAUCGUUCACAUUCUUUCUUCUGGAUGACCAAUCAGAUGAGGCUUUGCAGGAAGCUUACCAACUUCUUCCAGAGAUCUCUGGCCAUUCAACUCAUCCUAAGGUUCCACACGUACUUUUAGAAAGAGGAAAUCCUGAGGCAGCUCUUAUGGUUUUACGUUGGUCUGGUCGUGAUGGUGUAUCACAAUUGGUUUUGCUUAGUGAGGCUGUCAGUUCUGUUCGAGUGAGGGUGGAGUGUGGGCUUUUGACUGAGGCAUUUACAUAUCAAAGGAUGCUCUGCACCAAAGUCAGGGAAAAUAAGUUAGUGCAUGGACUAAGUGGGAAUCCAUCUGCUGAACUGAAAUUGGAAAGCAGAAGCUGGUCAGAGUGGGUGGAAACAUUGGUUACUGAAUUUUGUUGUCUAUGUAUCCGGAGGAACUUGGUAGAUAGAAUGAUAGAAUUGCCCUGGAAUUUUGAUGAGGAGAAAUAUAUUCAUAAGUGCCUUUUAGAUUAUGCUACUGUUGACCCUUCAUCAACAACUGGCGGUCUUCUUGUUGUAUUCUAUCUUCAGCGCUAUAGAUACAAGGAGGCAUAUCAGGUUAAUCUCAAACUUUGGAACAUUGAAGAGGACUUCUUUUCCAAGGAAGAAAUCAAUAAAGAAGUUUUAUCCAGAAUGGAAUCACAACGUCAGAGGCGAAAAGUAUUGGUUGAUAGAGGUGUAGAGUUGUUGCCAGAAGUCCAGCAGCAACAACUAAAGACUGGAAAACUGGAGGAGAUUGUGGAUGCUUCUGGUAGAGAAGCUGAUAUGCCAGUAAAAUCUGAUCAUCCUAAGUUAUUAGAACCAAAAUCUACCAGUUUGUUGGUCCCCUCAACCUCUGAUUCAAUUGUUCUGCAGUCUGACCAUAUUGCUACCCUGUCGAGACCAUCAGUUUUUGAAAAUUCUAAAGCUUUGGUGGAUUCUGUCAAUAAUCCUUAUAUUGGGGUUGGCAAUGUGCACUCUUCAUCAGUUCUACAGGAAAGGUUGUUCACAGAUGCAGAAAGAGCAUCAAAACUUGAAUUUAGGGCUGGCGAAAGUUUCAAAUUUGAUGACAUCUCAACUCCUGGAAUUCGUCAAACAAGUCCCCCAUAUGUUACACCAUUAAAAGGAUUCCGUAGGAGUUCUUCAAAAGGGCUUCAAAACAGACAACUCCAAGAAAAACGAUCUCAUCAGAUCACUCCAGAGGAGGAUCAAAAUGGGUUUAUUAACCAAUUUCGCAACACAAGCCCUCCAUAUUCCCGCCGGGUGACAGCUAAUCCUGUAAGUACACCUGGCAGCAAUAAUGGCCUGUGGUCAAAUCCUGGUAAGAGGGGCCAAUCAGAUAGAGGUGAUGGGCAAUGGAAUAUGCUUUCUUCAAACCAUCCCAUGGAUGUUUCUUGGAGCUAUGGGGAGAAGCCUUUUACUGUUGAGGGCAGAACUUCAAACGGGGAGCUGAGAUGGAGGUCUGAUGAAACCAGUGAUGAGGAAGAGGGCCAUGGUCUCGAGAGAGGGAUAGAGUUUGAUAGGACUCCCAUGAGGGGAAGGAGAAAAAGCAGAUUUGCCAAAAGAUGAAAAGGAAAAAAAAAAAACUUCUUUUGCGGCUUCAUUUCUGCAUCCUGUCACCCAGAAGGUAUUCAUGGCACUCAGCGGUUACUCCACCAGAUGUGCUGGAAUGAAAUUUGAGAUGAGAUUGUGCAUUGCCUUGUUGUGAAUGGAUCAAGGGAAGCAGAUCCCAACCAUCUCAUGGUGAUGAGACAGAUUUUCUAUAUAUCACUCUACCCUUUUCAAAACAGUUGUUGUAAGCAUAUUGCCUUUUUAACAUAGGAAGCAUGUGAAGCUGUCUGUGCUAAACCGCAGGCUUUACUCUGAUAUGUACUGAGGCAACUACCCAACAUAUCUGAAAUUCAAAUUUUCUACUACUAAACAAACGAAACAAGCCAGU